UUCCCUCAUCCCUUCUCCCAGAUUCAUUCAAUUUGGCCAUCAUUUGAGCCAUCAUUGACAUCAUGCUCUCGUACUUCUGGUCCAGGUUUUUAAUGGCCUUCUCCGUGCCUUCCUGCCUAUACUCUAUCGCCCUGACCGCCUGUUCCAAUCCAUCGUUUUUGUUAGCAAACGUCCUCACAACACUCCCUAGCUCAGUCAGGUCCUUCCUUAUCAGCUCCUCCUGUGCUUUCGUCAUCCCAAUGGCUCGUAGUUAGCUCUGAUACCACUGUAAUGGUACCAGACUUGAGCUAAUUAGGAAUGUUGGCUCUCGGAAUUGAAAUCACAAUCAGACGCAAAUGAAAUUAAUUCAAACACAAAACGAGCUAAGAAUGGAGCUCAGUAAUGGCUUUUAGUAAUCUGUAAAAGAAUACAGAAAUGGCGGGAACAAUAAGAAGGUGAAAGAGAAUGAAGGAAAUUUUAAGAAGGAAAAAGCAGAAUGAGAUUUGAUGCUCACUUCUGUUGAAUUACAAGACAAAAUUGCUGCCUGCUACGUUCCCUUAAUUCCCUAUUUAUAACUAUCAAUCUAUAACUAACAUCUGGUCCUCCAAUCGCAUUUGUCCAAGUGGCCAAGUGGCCAAGUGGCUGUGAAUUUGGUUACACGAAACUGCAAGUUGUUGCAGAACUUCAAUGGCUUCCUUCGCGUGGUUGCAGAGUUGGUUUCCAGUAAAGGCGUGGUCCUUGAUUCACGCCUUGGUUUCUUUCUUCUUCCUAGAUCACGCCUUCUUCUUUGCUAUCUUCACGCUUCCAUUUAUUACUUGAUUUGCUUGUCAGCUGCUCCAUGACAGAUUGUUGGUAUAAUUAGUGAAAAGGGCGCAUUUGAAGUCCUAAUCCAUGAAGAAGGAAAGUAUAGGUGGCUGAUAUAAAGAGGAUGAAUGGCUUGGUGUCAGAUCUCCAAAUGUUUGCUCUAAAGACGCUUCAAAUACCAUUACCAGGAAGGCAUCCUCCAUCACCCAGCUUAUCAAAAGUUUUGGAUACUCAAGGGCCACGUGGCUGUGAGAAGACUCAACCCACCCGCAGGCACUCUGAUUUAUUUGACUCAUUUCAGUCACUGAAGUUGACGCCUUCUCCUCAGCGGAAGGUCUCUCCAGCCAUGAGCAGUUUACAAGGUUAUUAUGGUCUUAAACCAGCAGAGGAGAAAUCUGCAUCAGAAGGCUUUGAAAUGGCUGUGUAUCGGAAAGGUGGAGCUCACUAUUUAGAGGAUGGGCCAUUUGCCAGGCCUUCCAGUAAUCUGAACCCACCACUGAGUCAUCAUAGAAAAUCUAAAAGUGAAGCUAAUGGUUUUGCUACAGAAAAUGGUCACCUAGAUGAUCAUCUGUCUGCUCAAGAAAGUACCGAUAGUGACUCGGAUAAUUGGAUUGAAAAGCUUCUAGUGCGAAGGCGUCAGAAAUCUGAGGCUGAUUUUAGUUCUCGUACUCCAGAGAAGCUGCUGAAGGAGGAUAAUAGCGGUGGUAGUGGCUUUUCAGCAAUUACUGGUAAAGGCUUGGCUUUGAGACCCAAGUCAACUAGUCGAACUCUACCUGGGGCUGAAGCUGAAGCAGGCUUGCCAAACCCUAUUCCUAUAGGUUUGGGGGAAUCUUUUGUAAUUGACAGUCUUAGUAGCGUGAGGAAAUCAUCAAGUACAUCAAGUUUGCAAGAUUCAGAGAAUGGCACUUUGUCAUCCCUAUGGCCUACAACAAAGUGGAGCUUGAAGCCAGAUCUGCAGGCCCUUUCCUCUGCAGUGAUUACGAGACCAAUCUUUGACGGUUUACCUAAGCCCAUAACUGGUCGUAGAAACAAAGCUGCACUUGAUUAGUACAAUUCCUUGAGAUGAUUGAUUGGUUUAUUAUCUUUCGUAUUUUAACGAGGCAUCCACAGUUGGACACGGAGGAAUGGGGCAGAAAAACAGAGAAAGCAAUAUUUG
Coffea arabica (coffee) is the source of this 1939-nucleotide messenger RNA. NCBI's taxonomy places the organism in Eukaryota, Viridiplantae, Streptophyta, Magnoliopsida, Gentianales, Rubiaceae. The record is from RefSeq and is a predicted model, not a curated record.